UGGGAAAUGGUUUUAAAUUUCAUCAAACAGAUUGCAUUGCUUCGACCAUGCUCAUUCGCAAGAAAAAUCUUAUCGGCAAAAUUCUACACCGGAAGCCUAUAUGAGCCAGAUUAUUUAGAGACAGGAAAAUCGAAAUUUCCACUUUUAUCUACAAUAAAUGUACAGAUUAGAGGUUAUGAUUAUCCUGUUCUCGAAUGCUAUCAGGCUUUUGUUCAUAAAUUGGCAGAUAUCAUGCAAAUCGAUGUAGAUAAUGGCUGGCCGUUACCACCUCAAGAGUUCAAGAUUCAAAAAUAUAAAACUGGAACAACAACGAUCAUAUCCGAAUACUAUCUCAAAAUUUAUGAAAGAAAUUUACAAAUGUUGGAAGUACCUUCUAUAAAAUAUUCUGUAUUUAUCAGAGUGUUGGAAGCAACUUUACCACAGGGUGUUACUUUGAAUAUAGACACUUAUGAUCCUGUGUUAGAAGAGAAGCGGUACAUACCAGACAAAGAAUUAAUUAACUUGAAGUCUACGUUAGAUACACUACAAAAGAAUAAAACUUGAAUAUAUACUAUAAUUAACGUAGCAUUUAACAUGUGAAUGAUGCUUUUGUACAUAUAAACAUUAAAAGCCAUUCUCUUUAAAAUAAUAUAAAUGUUUAAAAUAGAGACAACUCAAGAUAACUUAAGAAAAGUAUAUGGAAUUAAUCGAUGAAGAAGUUUUUUUUUGUUAACUUUCCUGAAAUAAUUAUACAAUAUAUACAAACCUUUUAUAAAAAUAUUUCACAAUACUCUCAUCAUUUUUAGUCAUAAUUAGAUUAAAAUUAGAUUAAAUUUUAUCCUUUAUUACAAAUAUAAUCGGCUUUCUGUAUUGUUUAUCACUCCUCUUAUCUUCUCGUUACUUCGCACACCUUCACAUACAGUGCAUACAUGUAUUACAUAAUGCAUAUAUAAAUACAGUUCGUAUUACUUUUCUUAACAAUACUGUUUUACAAUAACCAAAAUGCACAAC
Pogonomyrmex barbatus (red harvester ant) is the source of this 990-nucleotide messenger RNA. RefSeq names its product mitochondrial ribosomal protein L48 (gene mRpL48). The record is from RefSeq and is a predicted model, not a curated record. NCBI's taxonomy places the organism in Eukaryota, Metazoa, Arthropoda, Insecta, Hymenoptera, Formicidae. Gene Ontology annotation, cellular component: mitochondrial ribosome.